AUGUCAUCAAACGAGAAUUCUCAAUCGGAAGAGGGAAAAAAGGUUCAAGGAAAAUCACCAGCCUUGUCUCCAACAGUUUCUAUCGCAUCAGCGGCUCCAUCUCCGUUCCUUCCUCCACUUCUGCCCUCUACCACCAUUGCUCAUCAAGAGGAGCUCCGUCAAAUAUGGCAUUCGACAUUGGGCGCCUUUCUCGACGAUCCUGCCAACAAACAUCUCACCAUGAAACUUUCAUUUGGUGCUCUGAUUGGAGAAUCAAUGAGUGGAAAUUUUCGACAACCGUUACAAAGAGAGGCUCGCCUAGAGAUUUCGUUGUUGCAAACACAAAGUGACAAAGAAAAGGAAGACGAAAAGGAUGCCGAGAUUGUGGCCAAACAAAAAGCGGAACGUCGUCAGCGAAGACGGGAAAAGAAACAGCGGCAAAGAGCCUCCGAUCGAAACAGUUGGAGAUGGAGCGAUCUCUCGACGGCCUCAACUAUCUCCACUUCAGCUCUUUCCAGCACAUCAUCUGUUCGAGUAAUGAAAAAGACUAAAGACAAGUCACUCUCUCCUCCUCAAUCCUCAAUGGCCACGACCUGUGAAUUGCCCACUGGCGAGCAAUAUUCGGUCCGUUACAUGGGAGCUCUUGGUCGAAUGGGAGCACUCGGUUUGAUUGAAGGAUCAUCGAUUGUGAACACAGAUCCAACGAUACGCGAACCGGGGGUGACGUCGAGUGAGGAUCACACACUUAAAGAGGUGGCCAGCAUUGAGAGGAUUUCUCCGUCACAGUCAGCAGAUGCAACGGACCGCUCUCGAUCACCGCCUUGUUCUCCAAUGAACGACUUGAAA
Molecule: messenger RNA, 825 nt
Organism: Mesorhabditis belari
Lineage: Eukaryota; Metazoa; Nematoda; Chromadorea; Rhabditida; Rhabditidae
Source: the annotation of a GenBank genome assembly